UCAACCCCCGAAAGGAUGAAAGACUUUGGUGGUUCUUUGAGAAGAUUGAAGAUGGUUGCUGUGGCUGAUUACACUUUUCCGGGUGGCAUAUUUGAGCUGACAGAUCCAAUGAAGAAGGAUUUUGAUGAGCAUGGUUAUUUCAUUGUCAGGGGUCUCGUUAAUGAGGAAGAACUGCAGAAAAUCAACAAAACUUUGACUGAAAGUGAAUUUUGCAGCCAUGCUUAUGGUAUUGACGACGAUGUCGGAAGUAAAAGCAGAAUGACUCUUUGGAGCUUUCCUGGCAACGAUGUGACGGGGAUGCUGGCAAGAUGUAACAAAAUUGCUGGAACAAGUGAAAAGCUUCUAGGAGGUGAAGUGUACUUUUAUCAUGGAAAACUCAUGAUGAAGGAUGCCUUUUCAGGUGGUAGGCAUCUCUGGCAUCAAGAUUAUGGAUAUUGGUACAACAAUGGCUGUUUGACUCCUGAUUUACUGACAGUUUACGUAGCACUUGAUAAAUGCACCAAAGAAAACGGCUGCUUGCAGGUUCCUGACACUGCUGUGAAAGACUGUCAGAAUUAUACAGAUCUGACAGGCAAGCACUUUUUAAAUCCUGCAAUUGAUAAAACGGUGAGGGUCGACCAAAAAGACAAACAAUAG
This is a messenger RNA of Octopus sinensis (East Asian common octopus), 636 nucleotides long. Its product is annotated as ectoine dioxygenase. The coding region runs from base 16 to 636 and encodes 206 amino acids. The record is from RefSeq and is a predicted model, not a curated record. Lineage: Eukaryota; Metazoa; Mollusca; Cephalopoda; Octopoda; Octopodidae. The transcript has 8 exons.